AUGUCGCAUUUGGCCAUCUUUAAAGCUACCAUUUUAGUGGCUUGCGUUGUGUCGCUGUGCCAGGGAACCAUUUGGGCUGAGGAUGUCAGUUCAAUGGCUCUAAAUUACUAUAAGGCGAGAGAUGUGAAGUGGUUGAAUGUGUUCUGUUGCUGGCCGCCUGCGCAAAAGCAUCGGUUUUUCCAAAUGCUGAACCAUGCCGGAAUGGCAGUUCGUUUCAUUGGUCAGAAAGAAGAGUCCAUCGAUGAGGCAGACAUCAGCAAGACAUCCAAGGGUGGAAUGUUGGUAGACGCAACGUGUAAAGCUGUACUGUCUGAUUUGUGGAAAAUGGUAACUGCCCCAGAGUACUAUAAGGGGCUAGACGAUACGACAGACACCAUUCACGAUGUGUAUAUGAGGUCCAAUUUCCCUAUCAUUAAAGCGUUGAUGGACGAGAUGAACUUUACUCUUAACAUGAUUCAAGUAGAUAAGGGUGGCUGGAAGAAGAAUGGUACCUUCACCACUGGCCUUUUCGGCAAGUUCCAGAACCAUUCGAUAGAGCUUGGUUGCACGGGUGCUUUAAUGCGUGCCGAACGCCUGGAGGUAGUAGACUUCCUGGCAGGUACCCUUUGGAUUAAAAGCAACAUCAUAUUUCGACAGCCGCCGCUUUCGAUUGUUGCCAACAUAUUCAAGUUGCCGUUCAGUGUCGGCGUAUGGGUGUCGUGUUUGCUCAUGGUGGUCAUCUACUGGGUGUCGAUGAUUUUGAUCCGUACCUUCACGACCGUGGAAUCGUUUACCGCAGUCGAGUCAUUGAUCUACAUUAUUGGUACAAUGUUCCAGCGAGGCUACGAACUGGUGCCGCAUUGCAACGGCACCCGACUGUUGAUGUUUUCGAUCCAAAUCACCAGUUUUUUCAUCGUCACGUCCUACUCCGCCAGCAUUGUGGCCCUGUUGCAGAGCCCGAGCCUUGCGAUUUCCAGUAUUAAGGAUUUGACCCAGUCACCACUGCGCGCUGCAGUUAUGGACAACACUUACAGUCGUAUGUACUACCGUGAGGCGCAGGAUCCCGAAGUGAGGGAGCUCUACUUGAAAAAGAUAAAGCCGCUCGGAGAAAAGGCGUUUAUCGAGGCUGACGAAGGGAUUGCACGCGUUAAAAAUGGGCUCUUCGCAUUUGAGGUGGAAGAAAAUGCAGCAAACAGACUGAUUAAAGAAACGUUUGAGCCUCACGACAUAUGCAAAUUGAAGGAACUCAAAGCCAUUCGAGUGCCUCUCUUCGGCAUCCCUAUAGUGAAGGGCAGCAAGUAUCGUGAGAUUUUCCGGCAGCGAAUAUUAUGGCAGCAAGAAGUGGGUCUCAUCAACAGGCUGCACAUCUUUUGGAUUCAGCGAAAGCCAAAGUGUGAAUAUUCUAGCGGUGUGUACACCUCGGUCGGCUUGGUCGAAAUGCGUUAUCUGUACAUAUUUCUAGUGGUAGGAUUCAUCGUUGCCUUGUUGGUUCUGAUGACGGAACGUACUUGGCUCAUGUUUGCCAUCAAACAUGCGAACGAUAUAAUGCCACUGUGCGACUGUUUAGGGCCCACGUUUACGGCCUAUCUCGGAUUGGUACGGCAACACAAUCUGAGAUCGUUCCGGCAGCAAAUUUGGGAAUUUGUGUAUGAGUUCACCAGGAUCAAACAACACUUGCGACUCAGUGAGCAGCGGAUUGUUGAAAAGUACAAUCGUAUCGCCCUGCGCCUGACCUGGGCCUACUUAAUUUCGGCCAUGCUAACGGGAACCCUGUUCGUCGGUUCAGCGCUGCUCAAGUUCCUAGUCUCGGAAACACCUGAUUACAGUUUGCCGUUAUUGAUGUACUUCCCUUUUUCUAUCAGCCAUCCUGCUACGUUCGCGGUAUUCUUUAUCUGGUGCAGUGUGGCUAUCUUUUGGGUCGUACUGGAAUGUGUGGCCUGCGAUUCUUCGUUUGGAACAUUUUGCUCGGGUCUUUUGGCUCAUUUCAUCGUUAUCCAAAAACGAUUUGAAGAAAUAAGCACCGACGAAGAGUUCGGAUCGUUGAGUUCACUUAUUCAACACCAUGCGUACAUUCUAGGCCUCUCGGAGCGUGUUAUAAGCGCCUAUAAGUUCAUCAUACUCAACCAGUUGCUGGUAUCUUCCCUUUUGUUGUGUAUGCUCGGGUUUCAACUGGUAAUAUCCGCCGGAUCGAGCGAAAUGGUGGUCUAUAUAGCAUACGGGAUGGCCAUUACGAUUCAAAUUACCUACUACUGCUAUUAUGGGUCACUGCUGGAGUAUGAGAGUCUACAGGUUCACAACGCUGUCUUCAGGUGUAAUUGGUACAACGCAAGCACGCAAACACAAAAAAUGCUUAUCAAUUGCAUGAUGCGAUCUAGUAAGCCUGUUAUCGCCAAAGCUGGAUUCACUCAGGCUUCCUUGUCGACGCUAAACUCGAUUCUCAAUUCAGCGGGAUCUUACGUCGCCCUUCUGAUGUCACUGUUGGAGUAA
Anopheles cruzii is the source of this 2466-nucleotide messenger RNA. RefSeq lists its product as uncharacterized. Gene Ontology annotation, cellular component: plasma membrane. Gene Ontology annotation, molecular function: odorant binding; ligand-gated monoatomic ion channel activity; olfactory receptor activity. The record is from RefSeq and is a predicted model, not a curated record. The transcript is spliced from 7 exons. Gene Ontology annotation, biological process: sensory perception of smell; detection of chemical stimulus involved in sensory perception of smell. The coding region runs from base 1 to 2466 and encodes 821 amino acids. NCBI's taxonomy places the organism in Eukaryota, Metazoa, Arthropoda, Insecta, Diptera, Culicidae.